AGUUCCUGUUUCUUAAAACAAGCUUCUCACAAACUGGAGAAAAAUGUGGCGUAAAAGUUUAUUUCAGCUGAUGACAUCCUGUGAUGAAGCUCCGUAUUUUCAGAGACCCUACAAAAUGACAGAGAGUGCUAGUCAUUGUUCAAUCACAGAGGCUGUUUUACCUCCAUGUCGUAUAUGUGGGGAAAAAGCUUCAGGAUUCCAUUAUGGUGUUAACACGUGUGAAGCAUGUAAGUGUCUUUCAAUUUUCUUUUCUCUGUUUGAAUUUUUAGCUAUUAAAACAGGACGUUACACUUUAGAGAAAAGAACUAAGGAUAUUCAAGAAGUAAAACGUCUGCAGAAAGCUGAAAUUUCUCCACCUCUUGGCAACUCAGAUGAAGAUCUUGAAGAACUCAUUGCAAUCAUUACAAAAGCCCAUGACAUCUAUGGACAGGAAUGUGUUUUUGAUGAAGAGGAAAUAAAAAGACGACAGCGAAUUUAUUAUGAAGAAUAUAAACUGAAAGAGUCUGUGUUUGGUGAGUUACCAGCAAUAUCAAAAGAGGAAUAUCAUUCAUUCUACCAUUCCACAGGCAUCGACUUAGAUAAUCGACUCCAUCUAAUGGAAGUGUAUGCCAAAUCAAUGGAAGAAAAUGUUCGGCGUUUUGUAAAUUUUUCUAAAUCAAUUCCAUGUUUCCAGAAUUUGACAAUAAGUGAUCAAAGCAGUCUCAUCAAAGCAUCUCGAUUUGAAUUUUGGUAUCUAGGCAAUUUUAAUAUGAUGAACCCAGUUUUAAAAGUAGCAAUGGGACAGAAUGGAGCUUGUUAUCAUUUUGAAGAAAUAUCACGAAUAUGGGACCGAGACUUUUUAGAAGCAGUAUUUCAUUUUAGUGAAGGAUUACAGAAAUUACAUCUGGAUUGUGAUGAGAUUGGUUUGAUACAAGCUAUCAGUAUUAUGUCAGUUGAUAGAUGCACUCUUGAGGAACCAAAGAAAGUUGAAGAAAUUCAGCUGAAAUUAGUCAAUUGUCUCGAUUACUUUUUGACUCAAAGAGAUCCUACAAGUAAACAACGCCUUGCAAAGAUCUUUGAUCGUCUUAUGUCAUUGCGAACUCUUACGGAAUGGAAUGUUAAGCUCAUACAUUCAAUGAAGGUGGAAUGGGCUGUUUUUAGAGAAAAUCCGCUUCUUUAUGAAAUUAUGACAAUAUGACCUUGAUCUUCUGUUGCUAUUUUCUAAUCGGAAGCUAAACCCUGUUUGAAACAGGUCUUAAAAUACUUUUUACCAGACAUUUAUUGAUAUUUUUAUCUAAAAUUUCAUUACCAAAAUUUCAACAUUUCUUUCAUAAAAAAGACUUCAUAUUGCACUAAAAAAAGUGUUUAUUUGAUACCAUGCAACUUAUAAGAAAUGUGCUCAGUUGUAUGGAUUAUAUUUCAUUAUAAAUUUAUUUCAAAUGAUUUAUACUGGAUCAGAAAGUGUCUAACAAAUUCGAAAUAGGUUGCAUGCUUCCUAUUCUUCAAGUGAUAUGCAGUUAUAACAUAUGCAUGUAUGCAUGACUGUUAAUUUGUUUGUUUAUGUGUCUGAGAACAUAUACAUACUUAUGUAUAUGUGUGCGUGUGUCUGUUUUGUUUUUAAAUCUAAUUUAAAUGAAAAAGUUGAAUUUCUACAAAACGAUGUAAAAGGAAUGAUGGCUAAGUUAAUAUACUUUUUUUUUUUAAAUCUGUUUUAAAAUCCAAGAUUUAGCCUUCAUGUUAAAGAUAAAAGGUAAUUAUAAAUCCUCAAAAUAUUUAGUGGAAGAAACUAAAUUGUGAUAUUAGAAAUAUUUCAUUGCAGAAUUUCAUUGUUUUAUUUUUUUUUUAUUUUUCUUUGCUUCCAUAUCACAUGAGUUUACAAUUAAAAAAAAAUCACAAGCAUAUUUGACUACAAAGUACCAACUGCUGGCUGGUUCUUUUGGGGAGUAUGAUAACAAUAACCAUUGAAUUGUUUUAAUUUGAAAUCUGUGUAAUUCUCUACUUGUGGAUAUCUGAUAGUGUGAAUACACUGUUUACCAUUGAGUACCUGAAGAAUGGAACCAGAUAUGUGGUUCUUGAACCAAUAAUUGCUCAGUAUGUUCAAGACAUAAUGUCAUAUAUUCUGUUGCAUUGUGAAGAUGGUUAUCUAAAUUCAUUUGAAUCUGGAUCUUGUAUAUGGAAGAAGAAAAAGAAACUUUUUUUGGAGAACUUAGUACAUUGAAUAUUACUUAAUAACUUGACAGUAAUUUUGCAGACCUAAAUUUAAUGACUUACUGUUAAGAUAUAUAUAUAUGUCUAUAUUUUUUGUUAUUACACACAUAGUUUGUUGGCAUAUAUAUUAUUUGCAUGGAGCUAAAUCAAACUGUUUUAUAUGAUAAUAUAUGUAACUCCUAUGUCGAAUGUCGUUUUCUUUCAUUUGUCCACUCCCUCAUGUGCGUGUGUGUAUAUAUAUAUAUAUUAGGAAUAUUUUUAUGUAUUAAGAUAAAGAAAAGAGACUUGGUUCCAUUCCAGUUGAUUAUGAUAAAUUAAUUAGCUUCUAGUCUGAAAUUGAAGUGGUUACAAAAUGGACUAAUAGUGUAGGAAUUAGUUCUUUUUAAUGAAGUUCAUGACUUAAGCUUUGUGAUUUUUUUUUUUUCCGACUUAUGGUGGUGCUACUGUCCUUAAGAAAAGUGUAAAAGUUUCCAUUUUCUUCCACAUCAUCAAUUCAUGUGAAAUUUAUUAAAAAAAUAUAUAUUAUUGAAUUUUCAUUAAGGCUAUUUAAAAACUUCAUUUAUUACCAGUGCUCAAGUUUAUAGCCAACCCUUGUCAACUCUAUAGAUUUAAUUUACUUGUGUUAAA
Octopus bimaculoides (California two-spot octopus) is the source of this 2814-nucleotide messenger RNA. Its product is annotated as retinoic acid receptor gamma. Gene Ontology annotation, biological process: regulation of DNA-templated transcription. Gene Ontology annotation, molecular function: zinc ion binding; DNA-binding transcription factor activity; sequence-specific DNA binding. NCBI's taxonomy places the organism in Eukaryota, Metazoa, Mollusca, Cephalopoda, Octopoda, Octopodidae. The record is from RefSeq and is a predicted model, not a curated record.